AUGAGACCCCGUCAAAGCCAGUCUUAUCUCCAAAAGCGGGCUGUGGUUUUGGGAGGCGAAGAAAAGAAAGCGCGGGAUCUAUUGCAGAAGCUUACUACCAUGAGGAAUGAGAAGGUGGCGAAGCGUCAAGCUGCGCAGGAGAAGCGGAGGAAGGUUUAUCGCGCCAAGAUAGCGGAGAAUGCUGAGAAGAAGCAGGGACGGGAGAAGCGGGAGCGCGACGAAUAUUGGCAGCGGGAAGGGAAGAAGCGGAAGAAUGAUGGCCAGGAAGGUGACCGAGGUGGGAAGAAAAGAAGAUGA
Paracoccidioides lutzii Pb01 is the source of this 297-nucleotide messenger RNA. RefSeq lists its product as hypothetical. The transcript has a single exon. Bases 1 to 297 code for a protein of 98 amino acids. The record is from RefSeq and is a predicted model, not a curated record.